Messenger RNA from Canariomyces notabilis, 1291 nucleotides. RefSeq lists its product as uncharacterized. NCBI's taxonomy places the organism in Eukaryota, Fungi, Ascomycota, Sordariomycetes, Sordariales, Chaetomiaceae. The transcript has a single exon. The record is from RefSeq and is a predicted model, not a curated record. The coding region runs from base 38 to 1255 and encodes 405 amino acids.
CAUCCUACGGGAGUUAGGCAAUGACACUGAGCCUGCGAUGAAGUCAGGGAAGAGAUUCAUCAGCGACUUCCACGACCACUUGAUCGCGAUCUUCAACACCAAAGACCCUAAGAGAAAGAGCGACGAGAGUAUCGUGGAUACCCUUGUCAAAGAAGCGGCAGAACAGGCAAAGACUGAUCAAUUCUUGAAGUUCCAGGGCGACUUGAAAGGCAAGGAAAGGGACCAGUGUAACUCACCCCUUCAGUUCUUGCUCGCAAAGGGGGGUGAGAACCAGAAGAUUCUUCAUCGUGUAUUUGACCCAGAGUCGCCCAUAUGUCGCUCUGAUGACGAGGGCGAUGACCGAGACGGAGAGGUUGACGUUCCGAGGAUCGAGGCUGAUGGUCCAACAAGCCUGACCAAGGCCAACACUCCGAAAACCAAGGUCGACGAUCCAGCGAGCAAGCAACCUUUUGGCCAUCUCACCGCAUUUGUGGAGUUUCUGGUACGUCUGCAGCCGGAGCUUCUGGUCGCCCUCGACAAGGAGAAAAGAACACCGUUAUUUUCAGCUAUCAUUUUGGAAGGCAUCGACAUCUCAGCAAAGGAGAGAAUGUUGCGUUACUUCUGCGAGAAUACUGGCCCAAAACCAUUCGACGAGACCAUUGUUGAGAAAGCGAGGAAAUCCUUGACGAUAAUGGGCAAAUACAGAUUCGAUGACGACGACGACGACGACGACGAGUACAACGCGCUCCAUCUCGCCAUCAUGAAGGACGUCUACAUCGGCGAGCGAACCGUGGAUGGUCUCAAGAAGAUGUUCGCCUCUGUGAAAAACAAACGAGGGAGAAGAGAGCAGACGCCCUGUCUUCAAAUACCGGGCGCGAACGGUGACACGCCGCUUCAUAUGGCUCUGUCGGUUGGUGGCAAUCACACCUGGUCAGACGCAAAAAUCUCGUGGGCCAAGACUUUGGCCAAACUCGAGCCUAGGUUGCUGGGUGUCGGGCGCACUGUUCCAGACGGGGCAGGUGCGACCCAGAAGUUGACUCCGCUGCAGCUCUUCACCGAGCAGUUGAGCAAGCGGUCUCUCAACAAGAAGGGGCGUGAUCAGAGCACCAAAGCGUUGGGAGCGGAUCUCGAACAGGAAUUGGAAUCUCUCCGGGACUACUUGAAGCUACAGUGUCUCAAGGUCUACACAGACGACUCGGAAGCCAAGGAUAUUAUGUACCCGGACAACGACAGUGAGCAUCAAUUGACAGUGUGCGCGCUUUCCUCCUCUUGCUGACCGUCUGCCAAUCUCUAGGAUACGAACCCACCCUCA